Messenger RNA from Sitodiplosis mosellana (orange wheat blossom midge), 1495 nucleotides. Its product is annotated as ovalbumin-related protein X-like. Lineage: Eukaryota; Metazoa; Arthropoda; Insecta; Diptera; Cecidomyiidae. The transcript is spliced from 5 exons. Gene Ontology annotation, molecular function: serine-type endopeptidase inhibitor activity. Bases 137 to 1318 code for a protein of 393 amino acids. The record is from RefSeq and is a predicted model, not a curated record.
AUACUAUAAAGGCGGAAAGAUGUCUUCGAAAUCGAUUCAUUUGUGUUUGAAUGUUUCGUGGGUUGCUUGGACAAAACAAUUGACGCUGACGACUUCGUUUUGUGUUUGAGACAGGAGUGGAGACUAUUUGAAAAAAAUGUUGCGAUUGGUGAUUGCAUUUGCUGUUUGCUCCAUUGUGGCAUCGGUGGACCAAACGAAUGAUUUAACCAAGGGAAUUUUUAGUUUUGCAUCAGAUUUGUACCAGGAAUGUGCCAAGUCAACGCAAGGAAAUGUGAUAAUAUCACCGUUCUCAGUGUCAAAUGCGCUUGUGCUAUUGUCUCAGGCGACCAAUGGAUCCACAUUCGAUGAACUGAAAAAGGGACUUCAUUUGAGUGGUGACAAAGCAGCGAUAGCAAACCAAUUUUACGAACAUUAUGGAUCGCUUCAACGUGGCGCCGGAAAGGCCACGCUUUCGAUUGCCAAUCAAAUUUACCUACAACAAGACUAUCCAAUAAACAAGAACUUCCAAGAAGUGGCUGCUCAACAAUUUUUGUCGGGUAUUGAGUCGGUGAAUUUUGCAAAUAAAGAUGAAACCGCACAAAAAAUCAACCGUUUCGUUGAGAAUAAAACAAAUAAGCGAAUUACAAAUUUAAUCAAAUCUGAUUCAUUGAGCGCUGAUUCCCGUGUCAUUCUGGUGAAUGCUAUCCAUUUCAAGGCCGAAUGGAAGGAUAAAUUCUACGAAGACUCCACACGUAAAGGAAACUUUUACAUUAGUGAAACGGAAACAGUGCCAGUUGAUUUAAUGUACAAUGAAGAAUGGUUCAGUUAUGCCGAUUUGCCGGAUUUGGACGCCACUGCGCUCAAAAUGGAAUACGCCGAGUCCAAUUUCUCAGCGUUAUUCGUAUUACCAAAUAGUCGAACCGGACUAUCUGCAUUAGAAACCAAACUGAACAGCGAUAGCUUAAAUUCAAUCACCGAUAAAUUGAGUGAGCAAAAGCUUGAAGUUUGGAUUCCGAAAUUUACCGUUGAAUAUGAAACAAGUCUGAAUGACGCUUUGAAAAAUUUGGGCAUCAAUGAAAUAUUUGCAUCGAAUGCAAAUUUGAGGGGGCUAUCGGAGACCGGUGAUGCAUUGCAAGUAUCAGAUGUUGUGCAUAAGGCUUUUAUUACAGUUUCCGAAGGAGGUUCUGAAGCUGCAGCUGCCACAGGCGUUAAAAUAGUGCUCCUAAGUGGUUCAUUUAAUGCACUGAAAUUCCGUGCCGAUCAUAAUUUUAUGUACUACAUCUGGGAUAAUAAUAGCAAAACUAUCGUUUUCAGCGGUCGCGUUGUAAACUUCAAUUGAAAUGGAAUAUUUAUUUUUAAAAAUGUGUGACGUGCAUUCGAUCAUUUGCACGACUGAAUACAAGUUGUGACGAUUUAUUGUAGAAACACGAUUUUCAAGUUAUGAAUCGUUUUGAUUCGAAACGAAAAUAAAGUUCAUGAUUCAUUUAUGUCGACAAUAAUAAUAAUAUAUAGCAAU